AUGGAUAUCGUACAAGCCGUCUCCGGCUACAUCACCAAGAUGGUGUCCGUCGGAGACAGUGCAGCUUCAGGCACUUCAGCAGCCAAGAUGAAGAUAUUGCUGCUUGACAGCGAGACGGUCCCUAUCGUUUCGACCGCAACCACGCAAUCCGCAUUGCUGAACCAUGAGGUCUACAUUACAGACCGGCUAGAUAGUGAGACCAGAGAAAAGAUGCGGCAUCUUCGAUGCCUUUGCUUUGUCCGUCCGUCCCCGGAAUCCAUUCAGUUCCUGAUUGAGGAGCUGAGGGAACCUAAAUAUGGAGAAUACAACAUCUACUUCAGCAACAUAAUACGGAAAUCGUCUUUGGAGAGACUCGCCGAAGCCGACGAUCACGAAGUCGUAAGAGCUGUUCAGGAGUACUUCGCCGAUUACCUUGUCAUCAAUCCGGACCUCAUGUCUCUUAAUCUUGAAUAUCCCAAGAACAAGAUUUGGGGGAACAAUCCUGAUCUGUGGUACCCGGACUCCUUACAAAGAUCAACGGAAGGUAUCAUAGCUCUGCUUUUAUCUUUAAAGAAGAAGCCAUUGAUACGGUAUGAGAAGAACAGCCUGUUGGCAAAAAAGCUGGCGACGGAAGUCCGGUACCAAAUGACGCAAGAAGAGCAGCUUUUCGACUUUCGAAAGACAGACACCCCUCCUAUCUUACUCAUAGUGGACAGGAGAGAGGAUCCCGUGACACCUCUGCUCACUCAGUGGACAUAUCAGGCAAUGGUCCACGAACUGUUGGGAAUCAAGAACGGACGGGUUGAUUUGAGCGAUGUGCCUGAUAUCCGGCCCGAGCUAAAGGAAAUCGUCCUAUCCCAAGACCAAGACCCUUUUUUUAAGAAAAACAUGUACCUCAACUUCGGUGACCUUGGCCAGAAUGCCAAAGACUACGUGGAGCAAUUUGCGUCAAAGCAUCAAGGCAAUCUGACUCUAGAAUCCAUUGCCGACAUGAAACGCUUCGUGGAAGAUUAUCCAGAGUUUCGCAAGUUAUCUGGCAAUGUCACAAAACAUGUCACCCUUGUUGGCGAACUGAGUCGACGGGUCGGUCAAGAUCAUUUGCUCGAUGUCAGCGAGCUGGAGCAAAGUCUGGCUUGCAAUGACAAUCAUUCCAAUGAUCUCAAGACCCUUCAAAAUAUCAUUCAAAACACCGCCAUACCUGCAGACAACAAACUCCGCCUUACUGCCAUUUACGCGUUGAGAUAUCACAAGCAUCCUUCUAAUGCUAUUCCCGUUCUUCUUGAUCUCCUUGCCGUUGCAGGGAACCUGUCCCGUCACCGGAUUGACAUGGUCAACAAACUUCUAAUGUAUCAUCAGUCACUGCAAUCCAUGGCAGCUGGAAGUGGUAUCCCUGAUCUCUUUCAAUCUGGCUCUCUUUUCAGCAGUGCCCAAAAUCGUUUCAAAGGUUUGAAAGGUGUUGAGAAUGUUUACACCCAACAUUCACCGCGUCUCGAAGGCACUCUGCAAGAUCUCAUUAAGGGACGGUUAAGGGAACAGUUAUACCCUUUUGUUGAGGGUGGAGGCGCCACGAGGGACAAGCCUCAAGACAUUAUCAUUUUCAUGGUGGGCGGUACAACAUAUGAAGAAGCGAAGAUGGUUGCUCAGGUCAAUGCCAGCUCGCCAGGUGUUAGGGUUGUCCUUGGUGGCACUACAGUUCACAACAGCACAUCUUUCUUCGAGGAGGUUGAGGAUGCCGUGGAAUCGUGGCCUGAGCCCGCGCCCACAACAGUGGCUGGUAGACUCAGGAGAGAAAUCGGUCGAUGAGUGGUUGUUGUGGAGGCGUAACAAGGCGUUAAUGGGUUUUAUGCAUAGCUGGAUUGUGGUAAAUCCGUACUAGAUGAUCUCUAAUGACUAGUUCAUCCACCGCU
Aplosporella prunicola CBS 121167 is the source of this 1886-nucleotide messenger RNA. RefSeq lists its product as uncharacterized. Gene Ontology annotation, biological process: vesicle-mediated transport; intracellular protein transport. The transcript has 6 exons. The record is from RefSeq and is a predicted model, not a curated record. The coding region runs from base 1 to 1782 and encodes 593 amino acids. NCBI's taxonomy places the organism in Eukaryota, Fungi, Ascomycota, Dothideomycetes, Botryosphaeriales, Aplosporellaceae. Gene Ontology annotation, cellular component: Golgi membrane.